Molecule: messenger RNA, 1440 nt
Organism: Lactuca saligna
Lineage: Eukaryota; Viridiplantae; Streptophyta; Magnoliopsida; Asterales; Asteraceae
Source: the annotation of a GenBank genome assembly
AUGGGAUUGAGAUUGGGAUUGGGAGAAUUUUUCCUAAUAACUUUUGCCGCAGAGAAGUACAACACCAAAAUUGUGGCAAAAUCUGAAUCUCCCCUCAAUUUUGCUCAACUCUCUGCUCUCUCGCUCGUUUUAGGUAUCAAAAAGGCGAUUUAUCAAGAAGAGCGAAGGAUUAGGUCAUACUGUAUUGUUUUCGAAUGGGGAAAGUCGGCAAGGAAGGAGAGCCGAAGCAUUGAUGUUGCUGUUCUCGAAGAACAAGUUAAUCAGAUGCUCAAAGAAUGGAAGAAUGAACUCAACGAGCCUUCCCCUGCUUCUUCUUUACAACAGGGUGCGAGUGUAGGACCCUACUCCCCUGACAUAAGCAGACUUUUACAGCUAUGUGAUGAAGAAGAUGAUGCAACCAGUGGGUUAGCUGCCCCAAAACCUGAUCCAGAUAAUGGGUUGCAGGGUUUUACUGUUAAUCACACAACUCAACAACAAAGCUUCCAGUUACUUGAUCAAUGCAAAGGUUCUCCUUCAGGUGUUAACAAUACAGAUAUCACCAAUCAAUUGGAUUACUUUUCAUUUGAUUUACCCCAUGAUUUUGAACAAAACUUCUUUACUGGAAUUGAUGGCAUGGGACUAUGCACAAGGGGAGAAGACACAUCAUCACCUCAAAUCACCACCUUUCUUCCCACUUUAUCCCCUCCCCCUUCUGCUUUCUUGGGACCAAAAUGUGCCCUUUGGGAUUGUCCAAGACCUGCACAAGGCUGGUGUUCUGAUAGGCCUGUUCAAGGUUGGUUUCUUGACUAUUGCAGCAGCUUGCAUGCUGCAAUUGCUCAAAAUGAAGGCCGAUUUGGGAUGACACCUGUCAUACGCCCUAAAGGCAUUGAGUUGAAAGACACGUUACUUUUUGCUGCCCUUAGUGCAAAAACACAAGGGAAAGAUGUUGGAGUUCCUGAAUGUGAAGGAGCUGCCACUGCAAAAUCUCCAUGGAAUGCCCCUGAGCUGUUUGAUCUUUCGGUUUUUGAGGGGGAAACAAUACGGGAGUGGCUGUUCUUUGAUAAGCCAAGAAGGGCGUUUGAGAGUGGAAACAGAAAACAAAGAUCACUCCCUGAUUACAACGGGCGUGGUUGGCAUGAAUCAAGAAAACAAGUGAUUAAUGAAUCUGGAUGGCUAAAAAGAUUGGAAUUGAAGCUUGUUGAUGGGAAGAAAAGUCCAAAGGGAAAGAUUGCAAACGAUUCACUUGCUGAUCUUCAAAAGCAAAUGGGAAGACUUACUGCUGAGUUUCCAUUGGAUAAUAGUUAUAAUAAUAAUAAUAAUAAAAGGUCUGUUAAAGGAAGGGGAAAGGGGAAUUUGAAAGACAAGAAUGGAGGUGCAACUGUGUAUCCAAUGGUGGCAAGUGAUGAUGGUGCGCCAUUUAACUAUCUUGUUGAUGAUGUUGGUGGGUACUACUUAACAUAA